Danaus chrysippus (African queen) is the source of this 2856-nucleotide messenger RNA. Lineage: Eukaryota; Metazoa; Arthropoda; Insecta; Lepidoptera; Nymphalidae. The record is from the annotation of a GenBank genome assembly.
AUGGGGGGUGUCGAGCAACCAUGCUACACUCUCAUUAAUUUUCCCACCGACACCGAGCCUUAUAGUGAACAGCAACUGAAGGUAGACCUCGAAAAAGGUGAUAUAAAGAAGAAAAUUGAAGCUCUUAAGAAAACUAUCGGUAUCAUCCUAUCGGGAGAAAAAAUUCCGGGGCUGCUGAUGAUAAUCAUCAGGUUUGUGCUGCCGUUACAGGAUCACACCAUCAAGAAGCUGCUCCUCAUCUUUUGGGAGAUAGUCCCCAAGACCACACCCGACGGCAAGUUGUUGCAGGAAAUGAUAUUAGUGUGUGAUGCAUACAGAAAGGAUUUACAACACCCCAAUGAGUUCCUCCGUGGUUCCACAUUAAGGUUCCUGUGUAAGUUGAAGGAGCCCGAGCUUCUCGAGCCCCUGAUGCCAGCCAUCCGAGCCUGUCUGGAACACAGACAUUCAUAUGUCCGGAGGAAUGCUGUGCUUGCUAUAUUCACUAUCUACCGUAACUUCGAGUUCCUGAUCCCGGACGCGCCGGAGGUGAUCGGCUCGUUCCUUGAGUCGGAGCAGGACAUGUCUUGUAAGAGGAACGCGUUCCUGAUGCUGCUGCACGCGGACCAGGAGACCGCGCUGGCCUACCUCGCGCAGCGGCUUGACCAGGUGCACGGCUUCGGGGACAUACUGCAGCUCGUCAUAGUGGAGCUUAUAUACAAGGUGUGUCACGCCAACCCGUCGGAGCGGUCCCGCUUCAUCCGCACGGUGUACGGUCUGCUGAACGCGCCGAGCGCCGCCGUGCGCUACGAGGCGGCCGGCACGCUCGUCACGCUCUCCGCCGCUCCCGCCGCUAUCAAGGCGGCGGCCGCGUGCUACAUCGACCUGAUAGUGAAGGAGAGCGACAACAACGUGAAGCUGAUCGUCGUGGAGAAGCUGUCCGCGCUCAGGGACGUGAGCUGCGAGGCCAGCUCGCGCGCGCUGCCCGACCUGGCCAUGGACGUGCUGAGGGUGCUCGCCUCCUCGGACCUCGACGUGCGGCGACACACGCUGCAUCUGGCCCUGGAGCUAGCCACUCCUCGCCACGCGGACGAGCUGGUGGGUGCUCUAAGAAAAGAGGCGUCGCGGGCUCAGCUCGCGGACCACGAGGACGCGGCAAAGUACCGCCAGCUGCUGGUGCGGGCCAUGCACCGAGCGGCCAUUAAGUUCCCGGAGGUGGCGUGCUCGGUGUCCCCGGGUCUGUUGGAGCUUUUGGGGGAUGGCGGGGAGGUGGCCGCGCAGGACGUGCUCAUGUUCACGAGGCACGCGCUGCACGCCUUCCACGACCUCAAGCCCGUCAUAUACACGAAACUUCUGGAGAGUCUUGGCAGUAUCCGUGUUGGGAAGAUAGCGAGGGCCGCUCUGUGGCUGGUGGCUGAGUUCGCUGACAAUGAGGACAACGUGAAGGCGGCCAUUGAUGUGAUCGCGGCUGCGCUGCCAACACAGAAAGAUAAUGAGGAAGACGGUGAUAAAGACGGCGCGGAGGCUCCUCCAAAGGAAAAGGAGAAGGAGGCGCCCUCACGACAACUGGUCACUAGUGAUGGGGCGUACGUGACGCAGUCCGCCUUCAACCAGCCCAAGGCUCCUGUAACAGAAAGCGGUCCAGGUUUAAGCGCGGCGCUAGUUUCCGGGGAGAGUUUCACCGCAGCGUGUGCUUGUUCCGCGCUUGGAAAACUAGCGCUACGUGCUCCGGGCGAGCAAGGAGCGAGGGCAUUGGCUCUAGCUGGGACUCUACUAGCAGCGCAUGGCCGUGCCGUGCUAACAGCGGAUGAUUUAGAACACGGCGUGCGCUGUGUGCGCGCUGGAGCUGAAAGACCCGACGUGCUGAGUGAUGCGCUUACGUCUGGUUCACGGAAAGCGCUUGGAUCACUACUGACGCUGCCGCAUCGAUCCGCGCCCGCCCUACUGCCUGAGGGCUCCGCCGAGCGUCCCGAGGCGUCCUCCCGGCCCACGUCUGUCCCCAUCGAGCGCGGCAUAUCGUUCACGGCCCUGGCGCCGCUCGCCGCCGCUGGGAACAGAGACGUGUUCGAACUGGCCUUGGAUAGAGCGUUACAAGGUCGCACCAAGCCUUCCAGCGAGGAGGGCGGUCGUCUGUCCAAGGUGACUCAGCUGACCGGAUUCUCAGACCCGGUGUACGCGGAAGCAGUGGUGUCUGUCAAUCAGUACGAUAUAGUGUUGGACGUGUUUGUGGUCAACCAGACAGAUGACACUCUCCAGAACUGUACCGUUGAGUUGGCGACCCUGGGAGAGCUGCGUCUAGUGGAGAGGCCGGCGGGGAUCGUGCUGGGGCCGCGGGACUACGCUUCUAUCAGGGCGCACGUGAAGGUCGCCUCUACUGAGAACGGAAUCAUCUUCGGAAAUAUCGUGUACGAGGUGUCGGGCGCGUCAAUGGACCGCGGCGUAGUAGUGCUCAACGACAUCCAUAUAGACAUAGUGGACUACAUACAGCCCGCCGCGUGCAGCGACGCAGACUUCCGGACUAUGUGGGCCGAGUUCGAAUGGGAGAACAAGGUGUCCGUAAAUACAAACAUCACGGAGCUGAAUGAAUACCUAGAGCACUUGCUGGCGUCCACCAACAUGAAGUGUCUCACUCCCGAUAAGGCCCUGUCCGGUCAGUGCGGCUUCAUGGCAGCCAACCUGUACGCUCGCUCCAUAUUCGGCGAGGACGCGCUCGCCAACCUCAGCAUCGAGAUACCCAUGAACAAACAGAACGCUCCCGUCGUGGGCCACGUAAGGAUACGAGCAAAGACGCAGGGCAUGGCUUUGAGUCUCGGCGACAAGAUCAACAUGAUGCAGAAGACUCGCCCCAAGAAGAACAAGGACCCGACGCCGGCCGCCUAA